This is a messenger RNA of Histoplasma capsulatum G186AR, 1216 nucleotides long. RefSeq names its product myosin. The record is from RefSeq and is a predicted model, not a curated record. Gene Ontology annotation, biological process: mitotic actomyosin contractile ring assembly. NCBI's taxonomy places the organism in Eukaryota, Fungi, Ascomycota, Eurotiomycetes, Onygenales, Ajellomycetaceae. Gene Ontology annotation, cellular component: myosin II complex. The coding region runs from base 186 to 659 and encodes 157 amino acids. The transcript has 4 exons. Gene Ontology annotation, molecular function: calcium ion binding.
CCCACUCUCUGGUUUCCUCCCACUUGAAACCUGUUUUCCUGCCUCCAGGAGUCCGCGCAUUUUAAAAUACGCUACAACUCUCAAAUCUCCUCUUGAACGCUCUGCUUUUGUUGCCAUUAUUAUAUACUGCUCCUUUUUAUCGUCUUUCUCUGUUGCGAAACUUCAAAACAGGAGCAGCAGUCGUCAUGGAUAGUUCACAAUCCCUCCAGCGCAUGCAUUCUAACCAGGAUAAUCAACAACAGGCGUCCACAAACUACAAAGAAGCAUUCUCGCUCUUCGAUAAGCGAGGAAACGGUCGUGUUGCCCUCGAGUCACUGGGCGAUCUUCUCCGCGCUUGCGGUCAGAACCCCACCCUAGCUGAGAUCGGAGAUCUAGAGAAGAGCAUUGGCGGAGACUUUGAUUUCGAAGCCUUCUCCAAAGUCCUCAACCGGCCAGGCGGCUUCCGUGACCCUGGUGAACCAGAGGAGUACUGUCGCGGAUUCCAGGUAUUUGAUAAAGAUAUGACUGGGUUUAUUGGCGUGGGUCAGCUGCGUUAUAUUCUCACAAACCUGGGUGAGAAAAUGACCGAUGAUGAAGUUGACGAACUUCUCAAGGCUGUUGACACGAGCUCAGGAGAGAUCAACUACACAGAACUGGUCCGGACAAUUCUUGCCAACUAAAUAUUACCGCGAUUCCCGUCCCAAUACUUGUAACUCCUUUUAUUGCUCGAAAAAUUUGUCCUACCGCCUACGAUGAGAUGUUUUCGAUUCGCUUCUUGUCCCUGUGCUUGUUCUUUUUCGAAAUACCCUUCGUCUUCUCUCUUUGUCCCCGGACCACAGUCUCCCGCUCGAAUUACCACUUGUUUAUCUUUUUUUCCCCCGAGAUUGUGAGAGUGAUAUUUGGAGUGAAAAUAAAGCAAGGAUGGAGACAAAGACAUCGUGGGUUAGGUGGAUUGUUUUUGCACUGGACUAGGAGUGCUUUCCAUUAUGGCGAAAUGACUUUUUUAUGAAUAGGUGUCUAGAGGGCUAGUUAUAACACAUAGGAUACAUUAUCACGAUGCGCUAAUACAAUCGGUCGGAUGGCAGGGGCCUCGAUAGAUUCUUACAUCCAGUGCUUUUUGUUUCUGUUCUGUUCAUGUUUUUAUGGUUAUAACCCCUUUGUUUUCCCGUUAUCAUAAUGCUACAUAAUAGUUUCUUAUGGAUGAUCGUUUUCUAAUUCAACAUAGUGUCAGAUGCAC